Ceratosolen solmsi marchali is the source of this 721-nucleotide messenger RNA. RefSeq names its product trace amine-associated receptor 1-like. The record is from RefSeq and is a predicted model, not a curated record. Gene Ontology annotation, molecular function: G protein-coupled receptor activity. Gene Ontology annotation, cellular component: membrane. Gene Ontology annotation, biological process: G protein-coupled receptor signaling pathway. The transcript is spliced from 5 exons. Bases 80 to 721 code for a protein of 213 amino acids. Lineage: Eukaryota; Metazoa; Arthropoda; Insecta; Hymenoptera; Agaonidae.
CUAGGAUGCGCUCGGCGUGUUCCCUAGACCUCGCGCCCACGAGAGGGACUGAAGCGGUAGAGGCCCGAGCCCUGGGAGGAUGAUAGAUCACAAGCCGCAGAUUCUACUGGCGCCGGCGCUGAGCAAUAGCAGCUGCUGGCGCAGCCAUCCCGGUGGCUUCGAGGCCCGCUGGCAGACGCCCGGCGUCGGCGAGCUCGUACGCGCCACCCUCGUCCUCCUCCUCAGCCUCGGUAUCCUCGGCGCGAACCUCCUCGUUAUCUGUGUCAUCAACAGCAGAAGGUACCACAAGUACAUUCACGCCCAGCCACGAUAUUUACUGACAAGUUUGGCGAGCAAUGACCUCGCGAUCGGCCUCCUGGUGACGCCCUUCGGCUUCGUGCCCGCCAUAUACAGCUGUUGGCCAUACGGCGAGGUGAUUUGCCAGAUCCAGGCAUUGCUACGGGGAGCUCUAACACAACAAAGUGCCGUCAUUCUCGUGUGCAUGGCAAUCGACCGCUACAUAUGCAUGCUGCACCCACACAGAUACCAUAGGCAGUCGUCGAAAAAGUAUUACAUGCGCCAGGGCUGCGUGGCCAUAAUGUCCACGACGUGGAUCGCAAGUGUGGCGAUUUUCGGCACCCUGGUCUUACCCAAGGGCGGCUAUUACUUCAACGACACCGGACUCCUCGCAUGCGAGCCAUUCUUCGCCAAGGCAUCGCUCAGGAAAUAUGUUACUCGCUAA